Messenger RNA from Ctenocephalides felis (cat flea), 1916 nucleotides. RefSeq names its product zinc finger protein 83-like. Gene Ontology annotation, cellular component: nucleus. NCBI's taxonomy places the organism in Eukaryota, Metazoa, Arthropoda, Insecta, Siphonaptera, Pulicidae. The record is from RefSeq and is a predicted model, not a curated record. Bases 133 to 1737 code for a protein of 534 amino acids. The transcript has 9 exons. Gene Ontology annotation, molecular function: DNA-binding transcription factor activity, RNA polymerase II-specific; zinc ion binding; RNA polymerase II transcription regulatory region sequence-specific DNA binding. Gene Ontology annotation, biological process: regulation of transcription by RNA polymerase II.
AACAUGCUUGAAAUAUUUAAAAUAUACCAAGUGAAACAUUUGACAUAUAAUAGUACUAUUAAAUUUGACAUGUAGCUUUUAUUGGAAUACUAAUUAGCUUUAAAUAAUAUUUGGUAAAACUACAAGUGAAAAAUGGAUGUGUACAAGACAUUUUGCCGAUUAUGUGCUGGCGAAGAUUCGUCCAAUAUAAAAAUUGACAAUGAAUUGAAAGAAUACAUACAGAAAUAUCUACGGUUAUAUAUACAACCCAGUGACUUGUCUCCACAAUUUGUAUGCAAGAUCUGUGUUGAAAAAUUAGAAUGCUUUAAUAGUUUUGCUAGUCAAUGCUUUAAAGUACAAAAUUUUUAUGACGAAAUAAUAUCGAGAAAUGUUAUAUCCGAAUACGAACUCUCACUUUUAAAAAGCGAAUUCAAGAUAAUAAACAGCAAACAUUAUACUUCAUCAGAUGUUACACCGCUGCAAGAAAUUAAAACAAUAUUGGAGGACAACAAGAACUUGAGUGGAGAUUUGGAUUACAAUACAAUAAUAAAAACAGAAAAUGAAAGUAACUCGAAUGACAAAUUUUAUUCACCACCUAUAGAAGAAAAACGAAAAAGAGGAAGGCCGCGACGAAAACAAAGUAAAAUUGGAACGCAAAGAAUAUCUAGGAAACGUCUAAUAUCUCAUGAUUUUAGUUCCGAAAACUCUGAUGGCGAACAUUAUACUGAAUCUGAUGUAGUGUACACUCCUGAUGAGGACAGAAUAGACAACUCUUAUAAGGAAAAUGAUCAAUAUGAAAAUGAAAAUAAUAUUGAUUCAGAAACGAAAUUUUCUCAGUACAAGUGUGCAGAAUGUGAAGAAAUUUUUAAUAAAAAGAGCCAUCUAGCCGAACACAUAAAAACGCACACAUCUAAAGAAAAAUAUCCAUAUAUUUGUUACCACUGUGGAUCUCAGCACAGUACAGAAGUUAAAUUAAAACGACAUGAAAUUGCUCACAUACCGCAGGAAGAAAGGCAGAUUUAUCCGUGCCCUCAUUGUGAUAAAAGGUUUAUGAAACCGCAGGCAGUCGAUGUCCAUAUCAAGUCAGUGCAUUUGCAAGAGCGACCGUUUGUGUGCCAUCAGUGUGGAAGAGCAUUCAGUUCCAAAGGAACCCUUAAUGAGCACUUAUUGAUACAUACCGAUGUUACGCCCUUUGUUUGCGAUUGCGGUAAAAGAUUUAAAACAAUUCAUCGGCUGAAACUACAUACUGAUACACACCGAGACACGCAAUACGAAUGCCCUGUUUGUUUUUUGCAGUUAAAUACCAAACGAACGUUAAGACAACAUUUAGUGAUUCACAAAGAAAUCAGAGCGUAUACUUGCAAGAUUUGUCAGAAAUCUUUUAAACGAUACAAAGGUUUAAAGACUCAUGAAAUUCUCCACUCGGGAAGAAGACCAUACACCUGUCCCUUUUGCGAUCGUACAUUCACAAAUGGAUCGAAUUGCCGAUCGCACAAGCGCAGAAUGCAUCCCAAAGAAUUGGCCGAAUAUGAAAAGGCUCUCCAGAAUACUAAUGAAGACAUUGGCAAUCAAGAUUCCGAGUCGAAAAUUAUAGUAAACCCUGGAAUUGCACAAGGUUUACAUGAUCAAGAUGCAAAUGUGAAUAUGGCUCAAGAUAACAAUGUAUCAAUUUCUGAUCUAUCACAUAGUAGUAUACCAAAGUUUACCUUUGAAGAUAUCCCACGAGAAAAUAUUACCCAGGAAGGUAAUAUUUCUUAAAACAGAUAAUAAAAUUAUAUACAAACUAUUAGUUAAAAAAUCAAUUAAAACCGAAAAUGAAUUAUUAUCAAUGAUACAGUCAAAGGACAGAGCACUCAUAUUUGAAAAACUUGUGUUGUUUUUUACCUAGCAAUAAGAUUUACAUUUUCUAGCAUUGAAUUGCUUACAGGAAUUGAUCA